UCUUGCCGUACUCCUUUUCACCCUCUGCUUCUCUCACCCAUCUUGUUAACACUCUUAUUCAAAGGCUUGGGAAGUUGAUCCGUGAAGAGUUGGAAGGAGAUGUCAACAGCUCUGCAACUCCCAGUCAUUGACCUGUCCGCACCGGCUCGAUUCUCUACCGCUGCUUCAAUCCGUCAGGCAUGCAUAGAGUAUGGGUUCUUCUACCUUGUGAAUGCUGGGUUAGAGAAAGAGUUGCUUGACAGGGUAUUUGAAGAGAGCAAGAAGUUCUUCUCGUUGCCUUUGGAGGAAAAGAUGAAACUGGGUCGCAAGGAACAUAGAGGUUACACGCCACUGUACGCCGAAAACCUCGAUCCUACUUCGUCCUCCAAAGGCGACUCCAAAGAGGGUUUUUAUAUUGGCCCUUUAGAAGACAUUACGACUCCAGUUGUUUUAAAUCAAUGGCCUUCACAAGACAUUCUGCCUUCUUGGAGACAUACAAUGGAGAGCUUCCAUAGGAAGCUCCUGUUGGCUGGAAAAAGAUUAGGUUCUCUGAUUGCUCUGGCUUUGAACUUAGAGGAGGACUUUUUUGAAAAAGUGGGGGCCUUGGAUAAACCAAUGCCAUUUCUUCGCCUUCUGCACUAUCCAGGUGAGAUGGGAUCUUUUAAUGAAGAAAUUUAUGGUGCCUCUGCUCAUUCAGAUUAUGGAAUGAUCACUCUUCUGGCAACCGAUGGUGUUCCAGGGCUUCAGGUCUGCCGGGAAAAAUCCAAGCAACCACGAGUUUGGGAGGAUGUACUUCAUGUAGAUGGGGCCUUAAUUGUGAAUAGGGACAUGAUGGAGAGGUGGACUAAUUGUUUAUUCCGGUCAACGCUGCACAGAGUGAUGCCAGCUGGAAAGGAACGCUAUUCUGCAGCUUUCUUCUUAGAUCCCAACCAAGACUGUCUUGUGGAGUGCCUGGAAAGUUGUUGCAGCGCAUCAUCUCCACCAAGAUAUCCCCCAAUUCGUAGUGGCGACUACCUGAAAGAGAAGCUCACACUUACAUAUGCCUCGUAGGGUGGAGUUCAAAGGCAUGGGGUGAACCUAAAAGAUCUGAAGUUGCUGAAGUGAAAGAUGUCUGUGUACCUGGUACAAUUUGAACACAAAUAUAUAUAAAAUAAUUGCAACUUGGGACUUUAUUUUCCUAA
Messenger RNA from Juglans microcarpa x Juglans regia, 1160 nucleotides. Its product is annotated as 2-oxoglutarate-Fe(II) type oxidoreductase hxnY-like. Lineage: Eukaryota; Viridiplantae; Streptophyta; Magnoliopsida; Fagales; Juglandaceae. The record is from RefSeq and is a predicted model, not a curated record.